Molecule: messenger RNA, 6152 nt
Organism: Hippoglossus stenolepis (Pacific halibut)
Lineage: Eukaryota; Metazoa; Chordata; Actinopteri; Pleuronectiformes; Pleuronectidae
Product: sodium/potassium/calcium exchanger 2
Exons: 12
Coding region: 495-2444 (649 amino acids)
Biological process (GO): long-term synaptic potentiation; calcium ion transmembrane transport; intracellular calcium ion homeostasis
Cellular component (GO): membrane
Molecular function (GO): calcium, potassium:sodium antiporter activity; calcium channel activity
Source: RefSeq, a predicted model, not a curated record
UGGCUUCAUGCACACAGCAGCCGCUUCACGUGCUGAGCGCAGCCCGGUGACAUAUUGUGCUACACGGUGAUUUAUUUUAUUUUGUAAUGCUCUCUCAUCCGACCCGGGAGGGAUGCUGCUGCUGCUGCUGCUGUGAGGAGGCACAGAGGUGAGCGCAGUUUUCUCCUCUCCCCUCCUCUUCCAAAGCUCCUCCUCUGUCGUCGGAGAGCGGUCACAAUUUUUUUUGAUUUGCUCAAUGAGAGCAAGAGGGCACCGGAGAGGAGAGCGGAUUUCAACGUGCUGCCGUGCCGGAGCAUCCUGCUUUUCCUCGCCUCUGUCAAAGCAGAGGCUAAUAUGAAGACAUCAUUUGGCAAACCAGACCCUGGAAAGCACCUACAAUCUAUUCAACUCAUUCGAAACUGAAGACAACACCAUGCUUUGUCUCCAGUAAAACCUGCUCCGCACCCUCUUCCUAUCUAGCCACUGAGAGUGAGGACACUAAGAGCUGCAUAGCCAUGGGUUCAGAUAAAGGCUGCAUGGAUACACAAGAGCGACGACCCAUAUUGGGUGCUGCCUGCAAGCGGCAGGGUCACCGGUGUCUGCGGAAAAAGCUGAGGCCCGUGCGAAUCUUGGGGUUCAUGUUCAGCCUUGUGGCCUUAAGUGCUCUCUCCUUCAGUGCCUUGACCAGGAGCUCAGGUGGUCUCAGUGAGCCGGCGCUCCCCCAGGAGAGUCUCCACCAGUCGGCCCCCCACAGAACUCUGCUGUUCACCCAACACCAGAUGGACCCCAAUGUGUCAGCAGACAUACCAAUAGCCAUGCAAUCUACAGCAAAUAGCAACAAGAGCCAGGGGGAUUACCCACCAGACGCUUUCACCCUUGAGGAGCGGCGCCAAGGGGCGGUGGCCUUCCACAUGUUUGGCAUGAUCUACAUGUUCAUUGCCUUAGCCAUAGUGUGUGACGAGUUUUUCGUCCCGGCGCUCACAGUCAUCACCGAGAAGCUGACCAUUUCGGAUGACGUGGCAGGCGCCACCUUCAUGGCGGCGGGCGGCUCAGCCCCAGAACUCUUCACCUCCAUCAUCGGCGUCUUCAUCUCACACAGCAACGUGGGCAUCGGGACCAUCGUGGGCUCGGCCGUCUUCAAUAUUCUCUUUGUCAUUGGGAUGUGCGCCAUCUUCUCCAAGGAGAUCCUCAACUUGACAUGGUGGCCGCUCUUCCGCGACGUCUCCUUCUACAUCCUGGAUCUGAUCUUGCUCAUCAUCUUCUUCCUGGAUAACAUCAUCUCCAUGUGGGAAAGUAUCACGCUGCUCUCGGGCUACGCCGCCUACGUGAUCUUCAUGAAGUUCAACAGCAGUAUGGAGGGCUUCGUCAAACGUUGCAUGAACAACAAUCAAGUGGUAGAAGUAGCGGUGCAGCCCAAGGAUGAGAAGGCAAGUCCUGGGGCACCAGAGGAUGACGGCAAGCUGUCGGCGAGGCCUCGGCUGCAGAGGGGGGGUAGCUCCGCCUCCCUGCACAACAGCUUGAUGAGGAACAGCAUUUUCCAGCUGAUGAUUCACACAUUAGACCCUCUAAGUGAAGAAUUUGCUGACUCUGAGCUUGGGACUUAUGGGAAACUAAAAUAUUAUCACUCAAUGACUGAGGAAGGUAAAUUCCGAGAGAAGGCGUCCAUCCUUCACAAGAUCGCUAAGAAGAAAUGCCAAGUGGAAGACAGUGAGAAGGCUAAUGGAGUAGCAAGCCGUUCAGAUAAGAACCUUCCGAACAGCUCCAGCGUGGAAGUGGAAGUGACACCACCCAUGAACGGAACGGCAGGGCAAGAGGGAGAGACGGCCGAGGAUGAGGAGGAAGAGGACCAGCCUCUGAGUCUGUCCUGGCCCGAAACCAACCGCAAGCGCCUCACCUACCUCUUAAUCAUACCCAUCGUCCUCCCCCUGUGGCUAACGCUGCCUGACGUCAGGAAACCGACGGCAAAGAAGUUCUUCCCCAUCAGCUUCUUGGGCUCCAUCACCUGGAUCGCUGGCUUCUCGUACCUAAUGGUGUGGUGGGCUCACCAGGUUGGAGAGACCAUUGGGAUUACAGAAGAGAUUAUGGGCCUGACUAUAUUAGCAGCUGGAACCUCCAUCCCUGACCUCAUCACCAGUGUUAUUGUGGCACGCAAGGGGCUGGGUGAUAUGGCUGUCUCCAGCUCCGUCGGCUCCAACAUCUUCGACAUCACCGUCGGACUGCCAUUCCCCUGGCUCCUCUGGUCCUUCUUCAACGGCAUGCAACCGGUGAAAGUCAGCUCCAACGGCCUCUUCUGUGCCAUCGUGCUCCUCUUCCUCAUGCUCCUCUUCGUCAUCAUCUCCAUCGCCGCGUGCAAGUGGCGCAUGAGCAAGCUGCUCGGCUUCAUCAUGUUCAUGCUGUAUUUCGUCUUCCUGGUGGUCAGUGUCAUGCUGGAGGACAAGGUCAUUGCCUGUCCGGUGUCCGUCUGAGGGACGAGCGGGGACCGACUUCCUCUCCCACGCCGCCACAACCACCACCACCACCACCACCACUACAGCCAUCUUUAUUGUCUGCCAUCACUCUCACCUGACCUUUAUGAUCCUUUAACCCUUGAAUAAAAGAAGAACUGGAUGAGAGAUUCGAAUAAGAAUAUAGAGUAAAAAAAGGAACGGACUGAUAUUUUCAGGAGGCAGGUGGUGGCGGGGAGCGGUUAAACCAAAAAGGGCACAAGACUUUGGCUUGGCUGAUUAAGCGUAGGCCGAACUUGAGUGGACUUUUAUUUACUAUAUUUAUUAAAUUGGCCGGUGAGGGGGAUUAUGGGUGUAUCCGCCAAAUAUAGAAACAUUAUGCAUGCCAUUAGUGUCACUAGAAGGCCUGAACGACCUCCUGCGAACUUUGGGGGUAAAAAACAACAAAUCCACUGAAUAAAACUCUUAAUUCUAAAUGCAGUGAUUGAGCUGAAAUCCUGAGCAUAUUUGAACUAGUUCAACAGACUGAGAUGCUGUCUGCAAGAGUGAAGAGGAGUUUGGGGGAAUGACGGACUGCGUGGAUGAACAUUUUGUGUUUCCUGUCUGACGGUAUUCAGCGACAAGAUUCACCUGUGGGCUUCGCACCUGAGGGAAGAAAGACUGUUGCUUGGCAGACAAAAUUCUUCUUUAUUUCUUCUUUUUUUUUCUGUAAAUGAAUCCGUGCUCUGUUUGAGUGACGGGUCUAAGCUUUCCCCUCCUCCCCGCCAGAUGUUGUUUUUCACCGCUGAAUGUUUCUUCGGAGGAUUCCUUUUCAUUUUUUUGGAUUCAUUUUCAUGAAAUAUAUAAAAGUAGCAGUAGUUGUACUGUAGCAGUAUUAGACGGUGUAGAGUCCUCUUGACAAUCUGCUCCUCUGUUUUUUUUCUUUCGCCCUGGACACACACAUUCUGAUUGUACAGACGUUUUCAUGCUUCACACACACCGACUGAUAACAGUGAGAAAACUGACGUUUAGCCUCUCAAAAUAUACAGUAGCCUUCGAUAUCUUUGGGGGAGAAUAAAAAAAGCUUGAGUAAUUCAGGCUCAUUAAAGCUCCAUGAUGAAAUCGAUGUCAAAAAUAACAUAUUUGAGAAUAACUUAACAGUGUUUAAGCGUCAUGGUUGGUUUAGAUUAGUAAAUGUCUAGUGCUUUGUUCACGAUAGAACUGGGCUCAACUCAAGCUCCUGGGUUCGUAGUUUCAAGGAGUCAACUGCAUGUAAAAUAAAGAAAAUAAAAAACACACGCAAACCAAUCAACAUUUGAGAAGUCGUAUACCAAACAUUUAUCCGACAUCUUAACGCAAACCAGUGCUCAGUCUCUGUGUAGAAAAUGUCAACAUGUAUGGUCAACGAUAUCUAUCGAACUUGUGCAAUUUCUUUCUCUGAUCAAAGGUGCUUUUGUGUGCAUGUGUGCGUUUGGAGUCAUCACACAACGACCAUUCCUUCGAUUUAUCUACGAGUAGACGCGAUGCUGCAACUACCUGCACAAAGAAAACAUGAAAAAAAAAUCUAGAAACCAUAAUCACAAUCUCUCUUUAAGCUGCAUAGAAUGUGGAGAACACCGAUUUAACAGCAAUAUACCGUGCGUGUCACUGUUGAGAACUGCACCCCCGGCCCCUCACCCAAUGCGUCUGUCCCCCGCUGUUCGACGUGGUCCACAAGGCCACCCCCCCCCCACCCCCGACCAUUUCUCCUAAAUCGGACCUACAACCCCGUUCCUGUUAGCUACGUGGCCAGAAACACCCGCUUUACCUCAACACAGCCACUGUACAGCAGCUUCGUAGGAAUACUGUAACUGUAACUGUAAAAUACUAGUAAAUAGAUUCUCCGAGUGCGUGAGGAAAAAAUGCAUGCAAGGAAUUUGGGCUGGUUACCCACCGACUGUACAGCUGAGCUUAUCCAACUAUGUAUGUUCACUUUUAUGCAUCCAUUCAGAGAUGAACACCUAAAACGCAUUGGUUCUACUUUGUAAAUAUAAACCAACAUGUAUUGAAUUCACUUAUUGUUUAUUGUGAGCAAAACACAACACGCAAGCGUUUAUUUUUAGACUGCUCGACAUCCAAUUGACAUAAAACUGUAAACGUGCCCAUUCAGUUUCUGGUGAGAAAGGAGUGUGUAAAAUACCUCGUACCCACCUCGGAUUCAGAAGUGAUGCUGCCACCAUGGUUUCUGACAUUUGCUACAGUUUGCAAAAAUUACAGGAAAAAACAAAAUGACGAUCCCUGCACAAAGCAAACUCGUAUGUGAAAACUGUUAUUCACUGUGUGCUCUCAUUUUGUAGAUUUCCUCAAACAUCUUCCACCAACAGGAUUCAACAAUUCAACUGAGGGCCUCCAGGAUGACUCAUGUGCUUUGUGAAAUUCUCAUGUGGUCAUUCGCCAAUAAACCUUCAGAGUGCCCACACGCUCCUCUUAACACGGUCACAACAUGGAAUAGUUUGGGAAAUACACUUAUUCACUUUUUUUAGCCAAAUAUUAGCUUAGAAGUAGGACGGAGUAGUAGGGCCACUCAUAGGGAGAAUAAAGUUGUAAUAUUAUGAGGAGAAAAGUCGUAAACUCAUUGAAAUUAGGAAUUUAAUAUUGGUAAAUUAUACAUAUUAUAGCUUUUCUCAAAUGACAAAAUACUUAAUCUUUCGGCUCAUCAGCAUCAUAUUACUAAAAGUAUCAGGACUUUGUGGAGAAUGAAAUAUUGGGUCGUGGCUAUCAUAAAUUACAUGUGUGCUAUUCAAAGGGGUUUUAUAGUUUCUCAAGAAUUGAUGUGGUUGGUUAGUCAAGAUUUUGGAUCCAGAAAAAGUUAAACUCUUUAUUCUCGUAAUAUGACUUUUUUCUAGUAAAACUACAACUUUGUUCUCGUAAUAUUACUUUCUUCUUAAUUACAACUUUCUUCUCGUAAUUAUACGUUUAUUAUAUAUUAUACAUUUGACUUUAUUUCCGAGAAUAAAGUCGUAAUAUUAUUACUUAAUUCUCAACUACGACAUUAUUCUUGAAAUCCAAGACUUUUUUAUUCUUAAAUAAGGUCCUAAUACUCCGUCGUAAGGACAUUAGCACUCUAUUGUCUAUAAAAUAUGUCUAUAUAAAUACGAAGUUAGCUGGUUAGCUUAGCUUAGCUGAAGAACUGGACACAGGAGGAAACCAAACUAGCUCUUUCCCUGUUUCCUGCUAAAAUAAGCUAAUUAUUUGCAAGCAUGCAGACAUGACAGUGGCAUCAGUCUUGUCUUCUGACCUUUGGCGAGAAAGUGAAUAAACUUUUCACAACUAUUGCUUAAACAAGUGAAGAGAUCAUUUGUUCAAGUAUGGUUGACCUUCUAUGGUCACAUAUGCAUUCUGUAUCUGUGCACGAAACCCUUUCACGACAACACUUUUCUUUCUUUCUCUAAAGUUCCCAUGAAGUUUUUUGUGUGAGAGCAUGAAUGGUGAGAAUUAAAAAAAGGAAAAAAAGGCUAAAACCGGUUUAGCACGUGAGCUUGGCAUUGAUUGUGGUUUCCAGGGUAAGCGACCGUGAAAGUUGGCCACUUGUGAACAUUCUUGCACUGUAAAUGUUUUAUUUUCUCGGUGUUAAUGUAAGAUUUAUUUAAGGUGUACAUAUAUACAGAUACAAAUUAACCGAUAUAAUCUAUAUGUGUAAAAGAAAUAUGUCUCUUUAUGUAAAAACACAAAGUAUAUAAUAUAUCAAAUAAAGACAAUUGAAAUAUGCAA